AUGGAGAUCGAGUUUCCUAUAUUCCAACCGCAAAAUCAAAAUUCACAAACACCUCAUUUUCCAUUUUCAUCCAUAUUUAACCCUUCUAUCGGAAAUGUUACUCCAACUUCCUUGCCGUUUCCAACUCAAUUCAGUGCAUCAAGACAUAACUCAUCUGGUGUUGGUGGCUCUUCUAACCCAUCCUCUCAGACUCCUAUACAAUCUAGUCCAAAUUCGCAAUAUUCCGAUUUUACCAACCCUCGUGGAUUAGAUGCUAUCGACCUCAAUGAUGAUGAUAUUGAAGAUCGGAGGCAAGAUAGUAUUCAACACUGGCAUUGGGAAGAGGAUGAGAUGUUGAUCAGUGCGUGGUUAAAUGUUUCAACUGACCCUGGGGUAGUUGCAUGUAAGAAACGAUGGUAUAAGAUCAACAAGGCUGUUGCACAAUUUGCUGGUUGCUACGAUCAAGCUAGUCGAAACAUAAGGAGUGGUUCGAACGCUGAUGAUAUAAAGGAGUUGGCUUAUAAACUUUAUUCCACAAAUUAUGGUCAAAAGUUCACUUUUGAGAGGCAUUGGAACAUGCUUCGGUUGGAGCAAAAAUGGAGAAGCCAACUACCUACACAGAGUGGCGGCUCAAAGAGAACCAAGGUUAGUGCAACUGGAGCAUACUCAUCCUCAUCAAACCCAGAAACACCGUUGGCUGACGAACCCGGUGUGGACUCUCCCGUUCGCCCACAAGGAUCAAAGAAGAGCAAGCGAAGAGGUAAGGGAAAAGCACAGAUGUCUGAAGAUUUUAGUGAAAGAAAUCAUCGGUUGUCAAAAAAUUAUCUCUCAUGGAAGAUAUUAAGAAGUUAG
Molecule: messenger RNA, 831 nt
Organism: Arachis stenosperma
Lineage: Eukaryota; Viridiplantae; Streptophyta; Magnoliopsida; Fabales; Fabaceae
Product: glutathione S-transferase T2-like
Exons: 3
Coding region: 1-831 (276 amino acids)
Source: RefSeq, a predicted model, not a curated record